This is a messenger RNA of Thamnophis sirtalis, 369 nucleotides long. The record is from RefSeq and is a predicted model, not a curated record. NCBI's taxonomy places the organism in Eukaryota, Metazoa, Chordata, Lepidosauria, Squamata, Natricidae.
AUGUUUGGGGAGCUGGGUCAGAACAAUGGCAGUGUUGUGUUUUCUGCAGAGCCCCCGUUGGUGAAAGUAUCUCGCAGGAUCCAGUACAACAGUAUGGAGACCCUCGUCUGCCGAAUCUAUGGCUUUUAUCCCAAAGAGAUAGAUGCCACCUGGAAGAAGGAUGGAGAGGUCUGGGAGCAGGACACCUACCGUGGAGGUGUCCUUCCAAAUUCAGACGGGACCUACCAUACCUGGCUGAGCAUCGAGGUUGACCCGAAGGAGAGGGACCGCUAUCGGUGUUAUGUGGACCACCCCGGACUGCCGGAGCCUCUGAUCUUGGCCUGGGUGGAGCCUGGUGAGAGAAAGGGAGUGGGGGGUCACCAGUUAUGA